AUGGCAAGCAAGGUAGUAGCCAAUGUUGCUGCAACUUUUUCAAAAUUUGAAGCAGCAUUAGUAAAUAUCAUAUUACAAAAAUUGCAACCAGGUUUUUGUAUAACUGUUUUAAAUUCUGAUAGACAAUCCACAAAUUUCUCAAUCAAAAACAUUUGGGACAAUGGGUUUUUGUGGGCAGUGCCAAAGCACAGACGUUCGUUGGAAAAACGCUUGAAUCGAAAAUUUGGAUGGCCUAAAUAUAAUUGGAAGCCAUUAGUCCCAAAAACUAAUUUGUUGAUGUGCAGAGCUUGUGGACACUACCACGAAUCCUUCACAAUUUGUGGUCAUUGCUAUGAAAAAGUAAAAGCAGAAACUCUAGAAAUUCAGAAAGCCAUGGAUCAACAACUAAAACUCGAUCCUGUCAAAGAUGAUAUUGUUGUCCUGUAUGAAGGUGAAGUCCAUGAAUCAACUCAGUUCUGGAAGAAUCAGCGUAUAGUCGAAGUCCCAAAGAAAAGACCGUCUUGGUUUCAACAAAAUUUGCUUGAAUCAACAACACAAAAAUUAUCAGACAGCAAAGAAAUAAAACCCAAUGAUUUAGCAUAA
This is a messenger RNA of Nasonia vitripennis (jewel wasp), 582 nucleotides long. It is a transcript of the gene mRpL32, whose product is annotated as 39S ribosomal protein L32, mitochondrial. The transcript is spliced from 4 exons. NCBI's taxonomy places the organism in Eukaryota, Metazoa, Arthropoda, Insecta, Hymenoptera, Pteromalidae. Bases 1 to 582 code for a protein of 193 amino acids. Gene Ontology annotation, biological process: translation. Gene Ontology annotation, molecular function: structural constituent of ribosome. Gene Ontology annotation, cellular component: mitochondrial large ribosomal subunit. The record is from RefSeq and is a predicted model, not a curated record.